CUCAGUUGCCGGGAGGGUUUGUUGGGAUGGGUGGCUGAGAUGCGGGAGCGUCCGUCUUCCAGCGGUCUGAAGUGGGGAGAAUAUGACACCUGAAUUUAGCCAAAGUUCCCAGAUAAUGCUGGUGUCUGAUGUCUCUUCUAUCCGUUCCCUGCAGAAUCACUGCUCAGAUAGACUGUCCCCAGCGAUGUCUGAGCGGGUGUCCCACGUUGGCUAACUGCAGACCUCGCUGUUUUUCAGGUUCGUUCCUCCCACCGCUUUAGGACACAAGGGGCCGACCCCAGAGACCUGCCAUGAAACCACACUUGAAGCAAUGGAGACAACGAAUGCUCUGCGGGAUAUUUGCGUGGGGGCUCCUCUUCGUGGUGAUUUUCAUCUACUUCACCGACAGCAGCCCUGCCGAGCCCGCGCCCAGCUCCUUCUCAGUCCUGGAGACCGGGAGGCUGCUGCCCCUGCAGGGGAAGCAGAGGGCCAUCAUGGGCGCCGCGCAGGAGCCCUCCCUGCCGGAAGGCGUGGACGCCGACAGCGCGCUGCUCCGGGGACGCCCGUCUGGCCCCUUUCUCGCGGGUCCCGGCGACCUGCAGAAAGGGGCCGAGGGGCAAGAUGGGUUUGAAAGUACAGAAGAGUUCUUGGCAUCCCAGAUCGGGAGAAAAUCUCAGAGUGCUUUCUACCAGGAGGACGACGACUACUUCUUUGCUGCCGGUCAGCCAGGGGCGCACAGCCACGCUCAGGGCACGCCGGGGCCCCUAGCGCCCGGGGACCGCGGCCGGCGGGAGGCGGUGCUGCCGGCAGGCCCGGCGCAGCGGCGGCGAGCGAGCAAGGGGCCCGGCCCGCAAGCCGGGAGCCGGGCGGUGCAGGAGGGCGGCGGGGCCCGGCGGGCCGCCUCCAUGUCCCGGGCCUUCCUGCAGCGGCUGUGGCAGGGCAACGUGUCCUCGCGCAUGCUCAGCCCGCGCCUGCAGCGCGCCAUGAAGGACUACCUGGGCGCCAACAGGCACGGCGUGCGCUUCCGCGGGCGGCGCGCGGCCGGCCGCAGCCGGGCCCAGCUUCUGUGCGCGCUGCGGCGCCGUGUGCGCGUGCGCACGCUCGACGGCUCCGAGGCGCCCUUCGCGGCGCUGGGCUGGCGCCACCUGGUGCCCCGCGUGCCGCUCGGCCGCCUGCACCCGCGCGGCCUGCGCUCCUGCGCCGUGGUCAUGUCGGCCGGCGCCAUCCUCAACUCCUCCCUGGGCGAGGAGAUAGAUUCUCAUGAUGCAGUUUUGAGAUUUAACUCUGCUCCUACACGUGGCUAUGAGAAGGAUGUUGGAAAUAAAACCACCGUGCGCAUCAUUAAUUCCCAGAUUCUGACCAACCCCAACCAUCACUUCAUUGACAGUUCAUUGUAUAAAGAUGUCAUUUUGGUGGCCUGGGACCCCGCUCCUUACUCUGCAAAUCUUAACCUAUGGUACAGGAAGCCAGAUUACAACCUGUUCACCCCGUAUGUUCAACAUCGUCAGAGAAACCCAAAUCAGCCAUUUUACAUCCUUCAUCCUAAAUUUAUAUGGCAGCUUUGGGACUUUAUCCAGGAGAACACUAAGGAGAAGAUUCAGCCCAACCCACCAUCUUCUGGUUUCAUUGGAAUCCUCCUCAUGAUGUCCAUGUGCAGCGAGGUGCAUGUCUAUGAAUAUAUCCCUUCUGUCCGGCAGACGGAGCUCUGCCACUACCACGAGCUGUACUACGACGCGGCCUGCACGCUCGGCGCCUACCACCCGCUGCUCUACGAGAAGCUCCUGGUGCAGCGCCUGAACACAGGUGCCCAGGGGGACCUGCGCCGCAAGGGCAAGGUGGUCCUGCCGGGGCUCCAGGCCGUGCGCUGCCCGGCGCCCAGCUCCGCCGCUCCACACUCUUGAAAAGGGACUCUUGGGAAUCAAUGUGCAAUAAGGUACUACUGUUGUACUCUAAGUCAUAAAAGAAUACUUGAAGAUAGGUUUUAGGCAGUGUAGUCUUGCGUCUUUAAACUGUAAUGUAGUGGUGGUCACGAGAAUUCUCUUUCUAAGCCAUUGAGUAUUUAUUACUGCUUUGGAUAUAGAAAUGGAAUUAAAAGGAAAAAAAAGCUCAAGAAAGAUGCAAAAAAAAAAAGAUGUCUAGAAAAAAAGCAAAUGGGUAGUAUACCUCCAAAAAUGUUAAGCUUUUCUUAGGCCCUGGGCACCACUGACCAGGGUUGGUUUCAGCUACAGAUUUCAGUGAUACACCUGGUCCUAUGAAAUGGGCUGUACCGGGAAACACCCGCCUUGGGCUACAGCGUCUGUAGUCUCUAGUGUGCUAGUGUGCUUGUACAUGUGUUCAUCAUUAAAGAUCUAGCGUUCGUGCGAACAUCUGAAUUAUCACUCAGAUGUGUAUAUUUUAAUGGCAGAAAUCCUCAGCACAUGCUACGAGGUGCACAUUUCCAAACCGCUGCAUCCCCUCUCUGCUGCCCAGUGCCCAUGGAAUGCUGUGCUCUUCAUGUGUCAGGACCAUAGAGCAUCCGUCCUAAAGUCCAGGGCAAAGCCAGCCCCAGAAUAGCAUCAUCGAGGAGACUCUUUGUUACCUGCAGUGUCCCCUACUCCACUAGGAGUGUCACCUAGACGGAGAGGAAUGUCACUGGCCAGGAAAGGCAGCUGCGCGGGGCCCAGGGUGGCCGUGGACAGGAUGUCCCCGGCUCCAGCUUUCUCACCUUGCACCUCUCACCUGCCAGGCUCCUCAGCUCCUUUCGUAGUUACACCCACUGACAUUAGGACGCCCUGUGGGGGCUCCUCCCACUCUGGAAGGAAGGAUGGCGGAGCAGUCCCCCUGUGCUUCUGGGGAUGCACACCCAUCUCCUUUAUACACAUUUCUUAUAGAUUAACGUCAGCUUUGAGAGCCCAGCAGCAAUGUACUAAAUUUUCACUAAUUCUUCCUACAGACAGACAUUUAGGGAUCCCAUCCUUGUUUUCAUAGAUAUGUUUAUAUAAACAUAACAACAUAAAAGCAACAAAACAAAGCCAUGUAAGUAAAUAAAAUUGUGUGACAGCAUUGCUCUUUAACAACAAGUAAAAUACAUGUAUGCUUCAGAGGAAAGGAAGAUAGAGGGAAAUUGUCAUCCCAGUGUGUUAGCUAUAUUCAGUUUUGUUUUUUUUAAACCUCAACUUUUUGUCACUGAUACAUUGAAAAACAUUUUUUUUGCUGUGAAAGUAGUGAAACAGAAACUUUCUAGAAUACCAUAAUUAAACGUGCUGUUUCAGUAUGUCACCAGAACGCGUCUCAGUGCUGCGGUUACGUCUUCCUGCAGUGACAGUAGCAGCUUAAUUAAACAUGUUCUCCCGUGCAAGUAUGGGAAUGUCAGGAGAGUUUAGUGGAAAAGUUUUGUUGUCCCAGGAUUGGUGUUUUCCUGAGCACUCUCGAGGCCACUUUCUUGAGAAGAAGGGUUUACAGAAACAGACAGCUUCGUUUGGUCGGUCCCCUCCACAGAAAUCAGAGUGGGUAGCAGACCUCUCCUCUCCUCUGACUUACUGUGAUAGUGAAGCAGGAGUAAUUGAAAAGUUUUAAUCCCAGCAGUAUCCACUAGAAGCCCAAUGGAGAGCUUUGUUUCUAGAUCUGUGAGAAAGGAUGGAUAAUUCUGUCUCACACAUUAGCUCAUUUCUGAGCAGACAUGGUCAAGCCGCUUUUCUUUCUGAUUUCCUGGAAGAGCUUCGUCUUCCCGAAGGCGUGUGUAGGGAGUUGGGAGUCUGGCGAAGUCGCUGGAGAGGUGGCUCUGUCGUGGUGAGCGGUCCUCCCGCAGCCCUGUUUCUCCCUGGGCCUUCCAGGCUCUGCCUGCAGGUGCCCAAGACAUUGACAUUCCUUUGACAGUGUCCCUAGUGGAUUUCCUUCCUGACAUCCUUAUUAUCCAGAACAACCUCCUUUGGUGACAUGAGAACUUGGUUAGAGGAAAAUUUAUUGGGGUCAGUGUAAAUAUUCAAGUUCAAAAGCCUGAGAAAACACUUCAAAGAUUUUUAAAUAGCAUUUUAUUGUAACACAUGUACGUUUUAAAAGCACUUUCUGUCUUCAGAAAAACUGAAGAACAUAAAGGAGAUUUAAUUAAAAUUUUUGAAUUUAUUAUGGCCUUAAAGACUCUUGGGAAUCAGGGUCUGUUAAGUAUUCAGAAAAUGUGGUACACAUAUUAAUAUAGCGUGGGCUGGGCAUUCUUCUAUUUAAAAGUUUAAAUUGUUUAGCCUCUCAAAAACAUUAGGCAGUUAGCGUUAACAUGAUGCCUGCUUCUAGUAUUGCCAAAUUGGCCCUAAGUGGUAGUAUGUUGCCAGGCUUUGACCAAGUCCUUACAUGCUGCAUUUACACACAGCCCUCCAUGGAGAAAUUAACAGUAGAUGGUGUCCCGCUACACUUCUCCCAGGUCCUGUCCUUCCAAAACCCUCCAUCUGCUUUUGUGAAGGGACACUGAUAAAAUCCUUGUGCAAUCAGAAGCCAUUAGGUGUCCCUUUUUUCACUCUCAGGACUAACAAAGUCACAUUGCUUUGUGUUUUAGGAUAACUUCACUUGACCGUUUUUUGUUUUGGUUGUUAUCACACAAAAACAAAUGUUGAUCAAGAAUGACAACUCACCUUCAUCUAGAGUCUCCCUAACUCAUUUCCCCAGUCCCUCCACUGGGUACAAGGGUGCGGUGUGACAGGUGUAGCAUCCUCACUGUCCACAUGGAACACCAGUACUGGCCUUGUGUGUCUUAGCCUCCCCACGAUGCCCUUACAGGGGUGCUCAUAUCCAGAUCUUUGUGCACAGGGCCACGAGGUGGACAGUUAAAAGUUGCAUGUAAGCAUCAAGCAACAUCAGGGGUGUGCAUUACAAAGGGCCAAGUGAGGGGCUUUUGCACAUCUUUCCUUGUCUGCCUGGACGCAGAGCUCAAGGAACCCGGUUUCAGCAAUGGUACUUUCCACGUGUCUCGUGCCCUCGAUCUCUCAGCCGGACACUUAAUCAAUCCUGGACUCUCCAGUGAUCAUCUGUCAUUGUAGCCAUAGCAUCUGGACAAAGCAAUGCUGAAAUAAUCAUUAGCAUUUUCAAAAUUAGGAAAUAAAAGCAACUGUUUAAAGCUACCACGGGGAACUCUGUUGUACGUUUACGAGCCAGUUCAUUCUGGUGGAGCAGAUUAAUACCUUGUGCUGUUGGCCGACUCUUCGGGCAGGAACACUUACAACCACUGAAUUCCUAAGGUCCUGUUUGGCUGCAUUAAGUGAGAUCAGUCUCACGUGAGUAAUAGUAUGUGAUAUAAGAAUUCUGUGUACACAAAUGACAUGAUGCGAGUUCUCUGUCCAGGUUUCUUAGAGACCAGUACAGUAUGUGUUUGAGGGUGGCGGCCAGAGUGACCUAGUUCCGUUUCUGCUUGCUGUGGGAAGAGACAAAAAGGAGGUAGGGGACCAUGGAGAAGUGCACGAUCAUAUAUGGGCCAGACAGUCUCUGAAUGAAUUCUGUCAUAUUGUCUGUUGCAACUUCUCCCUUUCUGAUAGAUUAGGACUCCUACCCAGUGGUUACACAACUGAUGAAGGCAGCUAUGUUUAGAAAUUAAUUGCUUAGGUAAAAUGUGCCUGAGUUCAAACUUGUUUUUUAUACUCUGGAUAUUUCCAUUGUGAAAUUAUUCUGCAUGUUUCUGUCACUCAGGCAUUAUUUACACAAUUGGUAAAUGAAAGAUAUUUCUCUGUUAAUUCAAGGAAAUAAAUUGUAAGUUCUGAUUCCUCUUUUAUUAAAUGAAUGAAGCCUUUUAGUAAGAAAAAAGAAUCUAGCAUAUUCCUCUACAAGCUUGGAAUAAUAGAAUUUAAAGAAUUAAAGACAUUGAUACAGUUCUUACUCUUGUUAUAAAAAGUAUGCAUGUAGAUAUAGUUAUGUAAUUGUAUAUAUACAUAUCUACACACAUGGUUGGUUUUAUAUUGUCUUUUUUCAUCAAACUUUAUUUCUGAAAUCUUUACAGUAAAUUUUAUUUUAAUUAUGCAAACACCAUUUUUUUUUUAAAGAAGGAAGCAAAUGUUGUAUGUCCUGUUAAAAAAAACAUUCAGUCUUCCCACACUCAUAUUCUGCACAUCCUGGCUCCAUUAAAAAGUAUGGCAGAAGCAUUUGAAAGACACUGUGAGGGUAGGACCGCUACCUAAAGGUUGUCUCCUGCUCAGAGCCUGUUUGAACUGAACUUUGAUGAGAAGCUUGUCUGUAGCUCAUGGCUCUACAAGAUUAGGGGGAGAAACAUGUAUUGGUUCUAUGAAAAAUAGUCUUUUUACUAGGUAGAUUUCACACAAAUUAACUGCAUUGGUAGUGUUAAAACCUAACAUUUGUAAUACUACAUGUUCUGUUUUACUCUAGAUGAGUUACUUAUGAAAUUUUUCCAGUGGAAACCAGUGACCUUUUUUAGCAGCUUUGAGAAUUUUUUUGUAUGAUAGUUUUUAAAAUGAAAUGUGUACUCUUCAAACUAAUUAAGUCUUGAGGUUUUCCAGGAGUCACAUUUUAAAAGUGUUUGUACACAUUUUAACACUUUGAUAUUUUCUAUUUUGGUUUUGUAUAUUUGUAUGUAUACACAGUG
Messenger RNA from Equus quagga, 6535 nucleotides. It is a transcript of the gene ST6GAL2, whose product is annotated as ST6 beta-galactoside alpha-2,6-sialyltransferase 2. The record is from RefSeq and is a predicted model, not a curated record. Bases 291 to 1880 code for a protein of 529 amino acids. Lineage: Eukaryota; Metazoa; Chordata; Mammalia; Perissodactyla; Equidae. Gene Ontology annotation, molecular function: sialyltransferase activity. The transcript has 5 exons.